This is a messenger RNA of Cooperia oncophora, 330 nucleotides long. The record is from the annotation of a GenBank genome assembly. Lineage: Eukaryota; Metazoa; Nematoda; Chromadorea; Rhabditida; Trichostrongylidae.
ACCCCAACAGAUCGUACUGGUAAUGCAAGGAACAGCAGCGAUGUGAGGAGUGACAGAAGUGGUAGACGCAGGAGGGUCACCACCUACACUAAAGAGACAUACGAUCGUAACGUGACUCGAAGUCGCACCACACCAAACGUGGACCAUUCGCCUGUACCAGAAAUGAGACAUUUCAAGCACGAUGACCACGACAUUAAACCAAUAGAGAAUCCGCAAAUACACACUCAUCACGACAGCGUCGACGAAAAACACGUUGAACAAGGUUUCCAACGCUCGGAGAAAUCCGAAGAGCACAUGGAGAAAGAGACUCACAGCAGUACGCAGUCUUAA